CGCCUCCCAACGCCAGGAUCCUCUUCUGAAGUUCGCACAUCUCAUCGCAUCUUGCCUCUAUCAAGACGACAUUCCAUCUAGGACCAGGAAGAAACCCCUUGCAUUCAUCAUCGCAACGUCUGCCGUACCUCGGCGGCGUCUGGCCUGCUUGCAAACAUGAUGGCCAGUUGGUUCGGUUCUAGCUCCCAGAUCGAGGAGCAGGUCCAAAAGGCCACUGAGAGCAGCUUAGAAGAUAUUGCUCUCAACCUCGAAAUAUCAGAUGUCAUUCGCUCGAAGACCGUGAACUCGAAAGAAGCCAUGCGCUCGCUCAAACGUCGCAUAGGCAACAAGAACCCGAACACUCAACUAAGCGCACUUAAUCUUACGGAUACCUGCGUGAAAAAUGGGGGCUCGCAUUUCCUGGUUGAAAUCGCCUCUCGAGAGUUCAUGGACAACUUAGUCUCUCUCCUCAAAGCAUAUGGGGGGGCGUCUGUCAACGAGGAUGUCAAAAACAAAAUCUUAGAGCUGAUACAGACCUGGGCCACCGCCGCUGAAGGACGAGGCGAGCUUGCAUAUAUCGGCGAAACGUACAGGAGCCUACAGAGAGAUGGAUUUAAUUUUCCUCCCAAAACUGAGGUCGCUAGCACUAUGUUGGAUAGCACUGCGCCACCGGAGUGGACGGAUUCAGACGUCUGUAUGCGAUGCAGGACAGCCUUCAGCUUCACGAACCGCAAGCACCACUGCAGAAACUGUGGCAACGUAUUCGACCAGCAGUGUUCGAGCAAAACCCUUCCGUUACCGCACCUUGGUAUUCUACAACCAGUCAGGGUAGAUGAUGGGUGCUACCUCAAAUUGACCGACAAAUCAAAGGGCAGUGGCUUUGCGCCUGAUCGAUUAUACGCUACGCAUAAGCCCAAGGCACAUUCCCCUAUGCAACCACGAAGUGCUCGUAUUGAUGAUGGUUAUGACGAAGACCUCAAAAAGGCCUUGGCAAUGAGUCUUGAAGAGGUUAAUGGUCACACAGGCACUGGCUAUGUCCCCCAAGAAAGGCUUCAAUCUACAUCGAAGGCCAAGGAGACUCAUGCCAACAGUACUCCCAAUAACUCUACAAAUAAGUAUGCGGAGGAAGAAGAUGACGACCUCAAAGCAGCUAUUGCCGCAUCACUUGCAGACAUGGAGGAGCAAAAGAAGAAACACACUGCUACAAUCAAGGAGCAGUCGGCAAACCCCCGGGACAAAGUUUCCACAGAGGCAUUUGUGUUGCCCAAAAACGAUUACGAGCUUACACCUGUUGAAGCUGAAAAUAUUAAUCUCUUCUCGACACUGGUGGACAGACUGCAAACACAACCCCCUGGGACGAUUCUUCGAGAGCCGCAAAUACAGGAACUCUACGAUAGUAUUGGCGCACUUCGUCCAAAGCUUGCACGAACGUAUGGGGAGACGAUGAGUAAGCAUGAUGCUCUUCUCGACCUUCACGCCAAACUUUCAACAGUUGUACGAUAUUAUGACCGUAUGCUUGAAGAGCGUUUGUCGAAUACAUACAACCAGCACUCGAUCGGUGGUUAUAACCUCCCCUUUCAGGGGGCAACAUCAAGUAUCUAUCCUUCGAUAGCUCCUAACGUCCCCGGUGGGCCUGGCGCUGUCGAGAAUUUUUAUACUGGAAAUUCCCAGUCAGAACAGUAUCAGCGACCACAACCAAGUUUCAACGCUCCACCACAAAAUCAGUACUCGGAGUACAACAAGAGAGGCUCUAUUUCAAACCCAGGAUAUCCCGUAAUGGAUCAACGUGGUGAUAACUAUAGUCAGUACUCCGCACAAUCGUCACAGCCGCAAAGGACCUCAAGCUGGCGAGCGAAUGAUCCUUCAUCCACUCCGACUCUCGCGGAUUCUGGAUACCCAACGCCAGAUCAACGAAAUGAAAAUUAUAAUCAGUACCCCUCACAGCCUCAAAGGAGUGGAAGCUGGCAAGUUUCUGAUGUCUCCUCACCAUAUACGUCUCAACCUCCGAAACAACCCCCGGAAAACGCUCCGCCUCAACAAGCUCCCCCAUCCAUGGCUGCUCCAUCUCAACCUUCCACAAGUUAUGCACCCUCUGAACCUGCUUCGACAGACCCAAAUGCAGCAUUCUACUACAAUAACGCUGCACAAGCCCCACCACCACAGCAGGCUCCAGAGCAGAAUCAGUCAAAUCAGUCACAAUACCCACCUGUGCAAUCUCCUCAGCCGUAUCAUUCCACAGUACAACAGACACCACAACAAUUUGCAGAUCAUUCUGCAAAACAGCAACCUGCUCCACCGCCAACACAACCUCCGUACUGGCAAGUCCAGCAACAAAAUUCAGUAGCUCAACAGGCCUGGCAAGCUCCGGGGUCUACAUAUAAUGGCUAUACACAAGAAUCUUUCCCUUCGGCACCUAGCCAUGCCCCACAGCAGAAAGUGGUAGAGGAAAGCUUGAUCGAUCUCUAAUGCGCGGUAUGACAUGAUAGCGAUGGCGUUGGUGGUUAUGAAAUUGUGCACCAUCUUCUUCCCUUGGGGAGGAUCUUGAAUUAUUAUGUAGUAGUAUACUCACUCCUGGAAGUGCGUCGCCUUGUGCAGGCCUAGUAUUUAGAGAAUAUACUUUGAUGCAACGC
This is a messenger RNA of Amorphotheca resinae ATCC 22711, 2609 nucleotides long. RefSeq lists its product as hypothetical. The transcript is spliced from 5 exons. Bases 157 to 2445 code for a protein of 762 amino acids. Gene Ontology annotation, molecular function: metal ion binding; ubiquitin binding; phosphatidylinositol-3-phosphate binding. The record is from RefSeq and is a predicted model, not a curated record. Gene Ontology annotation, cellular component: ESCRT-0 complex. Lineage: Eukaryota; Fungi; Ascomycota; Leotiomycetes; Helotiales; Amorphothecaceae. Gene Ontology annotation, biological process: protein targeting to vacuole; protein transport to vacuole involved in ubiquitin-dependent protein catabolic process via the multivesicular body sorting pathway.